Molecule: messenger RNA, 888 nt
Organism: Mesocestoides corti
Lineage: Eukaryota; Metazoa; Platyhelminthes; Cestoda; Cyclophyllidea; Mesocestoididae
Source: the annotation of a GenBank genome assembly
AUGGCGAACAUGGUAAUAUUUUUACAGAUCCUGGCAACUUUGACGCUCCCAAAAAAUGCUCCUUUACCAGAGCAGCAGGUUAUUUAUGAUCGGGAAAAUAAUACCAAGCUGGUUAUUUCUUACGAGUCUGAUGACGAUGGUGAAAUCUACAUGGAAACGCGAGAAUAUACCAUCGAAAAGGUUCGAGUGUCUUCUGCUGUGGCAAAGCGUAAGGCCUGGAAGAAAUUUGGUGAAUCUGCUGAGGAUCCGCCAGGGCCUAACCCCGCCAACACCUACCCCGGUGAAAUAGUCAACAUUCAAUACCUCGAGAACAAACUAGCGGAGACCGCGGGGAAGGCGUUGGCUGAGGAGGAGGCAGCAAAGUUGACCGCCAAACCAAAACAAGCGGUCACCUGUCGUACCUGCAAAGGCGCGCACUUUUCCCACCAGUGUCCCUUCCGCAGUGAAAUGGAAGCUCUACGCUCCUUCAUUGACUCCACCAGUGGUCCCGGUGGUCAGGGUCCUGAUCCUGCGGCCGCACAAGAAAUCGCUCCAGAACUCAAUUCCGGACGCUACAUUCCUCCAACGUUACGUGCUGCUGCCGCUGCGGCUAAUGGCGUUGUGCCCGGGGCGACGACUGAGCGCCGGCGUCUUGAGGGUUACUCCAUUCGCGUUGCAAAUCUCCCGGAGAAUACGCGCGAAACCGAUCUUCGAGAGAUCUUUGGGUGUUUCGGUGAAAUAAUCCGCAUCUACCCCGCUAGGGAUAGGCGCACUCAACUCAACAGAGGUUUUGCCUACAUCUCAUACGCGAAAUGUGAGGACGCGGCUACAGCCAUGUACUUUGCCAGAGGCAUGCACUACGGUCACAUGAUCCUGAAUGUCGACUGGGCACAGCCGUUGAACAAUUGA